Triticum aestivum (bread wheat) is the source of this 555-nucleotide messenger RNA. RefSeq names its product elastin. NCBI's taxonomy places the organism in Eukaryota, Viridiplantae, Streptophyta, Magnoliopsida, Poales, Poaceae. The record is from RefSeq and is a predicted model, not a curated record. Bases 98 to 340 code for a protein of 80 amino acids. The transcript has a single exon.
GCACCAUGCUAAUCCCAACUAAGCUCACGCAAACACAACUACACAACAACAUCUCCCCAGUGGUCAGCAGCUCAGAACACCCCAGACCAAGUUAGCAAUGGCGAAGCGCCUCGCCGUCGCCCUCCUGCUGCUGGUCCUGCUCGCGUCCAGCGACGCCGGUGCUGCUGCCCGUGCUGCUAUUGGCGUCGGCGAGAAGAAGGCUCUGGUGCCCGGGCUGCCGGUGGACCUCCCUCUCCCUGGCCUCCCCGGGCUGCCUGGGCUCCCUGGGCUCCCUGGGCUGCCGGGGCUCCCUGGGCUCCCUCCCGUUCCCAAAUUGACGGCCACCAACAAGUCUCCAUGAUCGUCUGUGGUGUACGUGCUGGCUAACAUGCAAGCUGAAGCUGAACUACUUGUGGGUUUAGACUUGCAGCUGUAGCACGUACCGGCCGGAAGAAAAUCACCGGCGCUUCGCUCAAGCGUCUGUACCAACUACUAUCUUUGUCGUGUGUAUUUCCGUUCAGUUAAACCAUCGUGUGUAUUUCCUUUCAGUUAAACUAUCGUAUGUAUUUCCUUUCA